Molecule: messenger RNA, 6913 nt
Organism: Bicyclus anynana (squinting bush brown)
Lineage: Eukaryota; Metazoa; Arthropoda; Insecta; Lepidoptera; Nymphalidae
Gene: Octalpha2R
Product: alpha-2 adrenergic receptor
Exons: 7
Coding region: 858-2534 (558 amino acids)
Biological process (GO): adenylate cyclase-activating adrenergic receptor signaling pathway
Cellular component (GO): membrane
Molecular function (GO): G protein-coupled amine receptor activity
Source: RefSeq, a predicted model, not a curated record
AGCGCACGGCACCGCGCCGCGCUCCCGGGCUUUCGUCUGAUGGAAUAAAUUAAAACACACAAAAUGUGCUCACUAGUGUCCCAGUUUGUGUUCUUUCGUAGUGCCAAUGUGUUGUUUGUGUUAUUCGACCGCUGAAGUGUGCACAUAUUCAAACAGACAGUCAAAGAGAACAACUGUCACCAUCACAAUAGCUAUUAAUGGCACGCCACUAGAGUCAGUCACGCCAUACUCAGCAAUGGCACCAAGAAAAUAAACCGCCAUGUGAAGAAAAUAAAGAAAAACAAUGUUCGCGAAAACAGACCGAUUUUGGGACCGCAGAAAGUGUAGGGUUGCGCGAUGACCUCCGAAUACCGGUCCCACGUUUGUAUAAAAUAAUCGAUUCAAAUCGAUUUUAGAUACACUAUAGUAUACUGCUUCUUUGUGUGUUAUAUAUUAUUGCGCGUGUGUGUUUUUAUUAUUAAUUUGCGGGGUUUAUUCAGUUGGUUUUUGUGUUACAAAUUUUUCGGUGUUCAAAAGCAAUACUAGCUAAGAGGCAUUCGUGAUAAGUGAUGUACAUAAUAAAUAAAUUAUCCUCUCUCGUAUAUAAUAUGUAAAUAUUCAAUCCGAUAAUCGCUUAAACACAGUUCGGGUAAACGGGUAUUAGUAAGUUAAACUAAUUAAGUAAAAUUAUUAAAUCGAUUAAACAAAAUAUUCCGUUCCUCUAUAUGCAAUAAUAAUAGAACCCAAUCGAAUUGCAAAUUCGAAUCGCAAUAUUAGUUAAAUCAACGGGGCCAAAGAAAUACCACUAAUUAUAUUCUGCAAAACAAUAAACGUAGUUAGCUGAAUUAAAUAAAAAAAAACCGGGUACCGAAACCAAAAUGGUGUCAAAUGUGACAGCACUAAUAAGAACUACGUUGAUAGCACAUUUGAAUGUCACACUUGGGUUGAACUCAACAUUACUGGUGCCUACGUUUAUAAGUCCGGAGGAGUUUCUGGCGUUGCAAAUGACAAAUGGUUCAGUGAAUUCAACGUGGAACGAUACAGUGAACCAAGUGUUAUUAAAGACCUGGUAUCCGAGUGGUUAUUCGCCGGCGCACAUCAUUAUUGCAUCGGUUGUGGUGACAGUGUUGAUGAUAAUGGUGGUAGUUGGUAAUAUGUUAGUGAUAAUCGCGAUUGUGACGGAGAAGGCGUUGAAAAACAUUCAGAACUGGUUCAUCGCUUCACUGGCGGUGUCGGACUUCUUCCUUGGAUUGGUGAUAAUGCCGUUCUCCCUCGCGAACGAGCUGAUGGGGUACUGGAUCUUCGGGUUUUGGUGGUGCGAGAUACACUCGGCGAUGGAUGUGCUGCUGUGCACAGCAUCCAUCAUGAACCUGUGCCUCAUCUCGCUCGAUCGCUACUGGAGCAUCACUCAGGCGGUAGAUUAUCUCAAAAAACGGACUCCAGCGCGCGCCGCGCUUAUGAUCGCGGCAGUGUGGCUCAUGAGUGCUCUAGUGUGUAUACCGCCGCUGCUGGGCUGGCGGGUGACGCGGCCGCCGGAGCAGUUCCCGCAGUGCAAGGUGUCGGAUGACAUCGGGUACGUGGUGUACUCCGCGCUGGGCAGCUUCUACAUCCCGUCCUGCAUCAUGGUGUUCGUCUACAUCCGGAUAUACUUCGCCGCCAAGGCACGGGCGCGGAGAGGCAUCAGGAAGAACCCCAGACCCAGACCAAAUGAACAACAAACGAGCUUCUCAAACGCGCCGAAAGGCACGCGGCCGAUGCCUACGUCAUCGUCCUUGUCUAUGCCCCCCGGUGUAGACGCUGCCAAUUCUAAUAAUAAUAGGGAGAGUCAGAUAUCAACAAUAGAGACCCAGCAGGUUGCCAUACCCACGGUGACCUGCGACUUCGCCUCCGACAUCUCCACCAGCGAGGCGGGCGACAUCGCCGCAGCUCCAGAUGAGAGGAAAGACACGCUUAAGGUGGUAACAUCAGCUCAAGUGACGAGAAACCCGUUAGCCGCGUGCCAGUAUAGAAGUUCCACACUCUCCGUCAACGGAGAGUUAGCUCUCCAAUCGCAGAGAAAUAGAGCCCAAAGCGUGGCCAUAGACACUGACAUGGUAUCAGAGUUGGAACCCUCUUCCUCCGACUCCGGGGUCGCGACGCGAUGCGCUGUCGUCAAACCUCUAAAACUAAGGAUAUGUCAGCCCAUAUUCGGUAAAAAGAGUGACUCAUCCAGAAGACAAGAGAAAACGCAACCCACAAAAGCGGAAUUAGAACCCGCUUUACCAAAACAACACAAACCCAGAGACCCGGAGAGAGAGAAGAGAAGAUUGGCACGCAAAAAAGAGAAACGUGCGACAUUGAUAUUAGGUUUAAUUAUGGGUAGUUUUAUAGCGUGUUGGCUGCCAUUUUUCUUUUUGUACAUAUUAAAAGCAGCCUGUAGAUGGUGCGUUAUACCGGGCAGCGCGUUCGCUAUAGCGUUCUGGUUGGGCUAUAUGAACUCUGUGCUAAAUCCUGUAAUAUACACGAUAUUCAAUAAGGAUUUCCGAAGGGCGUUCCGGAGGAUACUGUUCAAGUGAUGUUUAGCUUACCUGUGCUGCUACAGGUGCGUGGCCAACCGGAUAUUGUUGGCUCAACAGCGGGCAGUACCAGGUCUUUACAAUGUGCGUUAAUCAUCCAUCUCUUACACUACGCAUACUGGAUUCCCUACACUGUGAUUGUGUUGACGCUUAUAAUGUGUUAAUUUUUCUCUGACUCUUUGCAAGCAAGCCACUCUGGACAGUUAAUUUAUCUCAUGUAGAUACUAUACUGUAAUUUAUUUAAUUCGUACAGUUGUAUUUUAGUUCUUACAGCAUUUGCACACGACGACUUUUUUGUCGUGCGACUGACGUGUAUAAAAAAAUAUUUCAAUUUACUCUAAGCUUUUCAAUUGUAAUUCCUUGGUUUAAUUUAGGAAUUUAAUUUUUUAAAUUGGCUUGGCUCUAAUGCGCUGUUUUAUUCAAAACCACAGAAUAUAGAAAAGUGUACAAAAUUAGUGCUUACAUCCAUAAAUACCGCCCUGUCAUCAAUUUAGUACCGCCAAGCUAUUUACUGUAUCGGCAAGCAUAUUAAUAGAAAGUGUCACAAUAAAGUAAUGUUUUUUUUAAUCUUUGUUUAAAAGAGCUUGGUCCAUUGCGGACUAUGUCGCUCUGUAAGACCUUUAUAUCAUAAAAUCAACAAACUUAAUUAAUCUUCUUCAUACAUUUUUUGUAUAAUUGUACCUGGCCUUCUCUGAUUGAGGAGGGGCUAGGGCAUAAUUAAAGUAAUUCUUCUUUAAAGUGAAAUCUAGCAUCUUUGACUAAAAGUAUGAUAUGACUUACUUAACAUUAAUUAGGUGAUACCACAGUCAAAAGAAAAAAAAAUAUUGUCGUCAAAAAAUAUUUAUUUGCAAAGAAAUCGGUUUACUAAGUAAAUUAAAAAAAAGUAAUCGCUAGGAUUUUCAAUCGUAUUUCUACAAAUGUCGUUAAGUCGCUAUAAGACGCGAUUGUCGCUAUUCAAAAUGUCGUCGCGUGCAAAGGCGUUGUAUUAUAAUGCAGUUAAUCUAUUUUGUACCGAAAUAGUACUUUAGUCUGACAAGUUCGUGGAUGACACUCCCAUGAUGUGCGGGCGACGGGGGGAAAGAUUGCGAGUGUAAAAUCAUGCGUGCGGGAAGUGACGUGCAUCAGUCGUGGGUUUUUCAUUCAUCGCUACACGCCCCUCGCCCACUAACACGGGAGUGUUACGAACGAAGUUGCCAAGCUAUAUAAGUUGAUGUUGUUUGUGAAAUUGAAUAAACUAAACUAAAUUUAAUUUUUCUUUGUGCAAAACGUAACAAUGCAGACUAGAAAACAAUAUUUUUUUUAUAAAUGAGAACUGAAUAAAUCGUCAUCAACCCAUAUUCGGCUCACUGCUGAGCUCGAGUCUCCUCUCAGAAUGAGAGUAUGCAGGUUUCCUCACGAUGUUUUCCUUCACCGAUUGAGACACGUGAUAUUUGAUUUCAUAAAAUGCACACAACUGAAAAGUUGGCCCGGCCCCGGACCGGAUUCGAACCCACACCCUCCGGAAUCGGAGGCAGAGGUCAUAUCCACUGGGCUAUCACGAAAGAUUACUUCCUUAUAAACAAAAGUACUGGUAAACUUAAAUUUAGUUUAGUUUAUUAUCAACAAUAUUUUUUAAUUAAUAUUUAAAACGUUCGAGUAAUUGUUUGUAUAUUUUGUACAUUUGUGUAUAAGUUACAGAUCUGAUAUUUUAAUAUGUUAAGGUAUAUACCUACUCCCAAAACCACAAAGUGUUAGCUUUUAGCGAUGUCUGGUCUGUGCCCAAAACAAUAAGUUUAAAAAACUUUGUUAUUGUUAUGUGAACAUUUAUUAAGUUUUUACCAAAAGUGUUUUAAAAUCUGCAGUAAAUACUUGGCUAUAGGUUUAGACAAUAUUUUACCAAAAUUCUACUCUCGAAAAUAUUUUCCGCGAUUUUCCGUGAUGUGUAAGUGGUUACAUGGAUUUUUUAAAAAUGAAAAUUGGAUGAGUUGGAGAAGUUCUUUUCUUUCUCUGAAAUUGUCUUAAAAUAGAAUUUACCAGAGAGACAAAUGUUUUAAAUAUUGAUUUUUUAUGUAUUUGUAGUUAACGUAAUUUCUUAUAUAUUACACAAAGCUGAAAAAAAAUUUUGAUCGAAAUCACAAAAUUAAAAAUUUACCAGAACAUGACAAUGCUUGCUUUUUAAUCUGGUAAUUUUUUAAUUUUGUAAUUUCGAUCAAAAAAAAUUUUUUUUUUAUCUUUGUGUUAAAAAAAAAUAUUUAAUUUGAUAAAAAAUAUUUAAUAGAUUGGUGGAUUAUACUUCAGCUGGUCUACACGGAAAUGAAAAAAGAAAAUUCAGUGAUUAUAUCUCUAUUGAAAAUUUCCACCAAAAUUAAGAAAUUUUUUUGCCAUUUAGGUAAAUAUCGGUCAUAGAGACAUACUCGUGACACACUAUUUUAAUAAAUCUAUUGUAACCACUAUUACUGUUUUUGGCAAAGAAAAUUUUCAAAAAUUACUAAACCACGACUCAUUUUAUGUAAAAAAAAAACAAUACUUGUAAAGGAAUGAGGGUAGUUGGUAUCAUUGUGUAAAAAUAAUAAUUAAAUAAAAAAAAAUAUACUGCAAACACUAAUGGAUUUGAAAAAAUUGUAAUAUAAAGUUUUAUGAUAUUUAUAAAUUUCUAUAAAAUAGUUUUAAUAUAUCCUAAACAAUGUAAAGAUGUUCUAUUUUAGGAAUAUGGUUUUGCUUUGGAUGUCGUAGUAAAGUGCACAGACAGGCAUGGUAAUGUGUGUGCGUGUUUUUUUUUUUUAAUUAUUACCAUCGUAAGUAAUCGGUGUGUUAAACAACAUUUUUCGAUAAACGGGUGUCAAUAACACACGCAUACCGUAUCAUUCUAAAUAAUUAAUUCUCGGCAGCCGCGUGACUCAGAGGGUAGUGACCCUGCUUUCUGCAUCCACGGUAGUGGGUUCGACUCCCACUGGAAAAUAUGUGUGUAUUGAGCAUGGGUGUGUUUCCAGUAUCUGUCUGUACUGAUACAUUACGUAUUGAUGUGUAUUUUAUAAACAUAUAUGAUAAAAUCUGCUGUUUUUGUACCCAUAACACAGGCUUCUUUUGUCGUUAAAUAAUGUUUAAGUAUUAUUUAAAAAUUAUCACUUAUCUAUAAGUCCUCUUUCGUAAGAGAGUUAAAAAAAGCGAUACGAGUACGUUAAAACCCAAUGUUUGUAUAUGUAUAUUAAGGUUCUUAAUUUAAUUAAUGGUUUACUAGUAUUUCCAACGUCUAAAAUUGAUAAUGCAACACUGCUCGAAAAAAAAACGUCGUGUUUUAAAAACGCUGUCGUGUGAAUAUUCAUUAUACUUGGAAACAUCGAUCGUAGAUCGUUAGAUGGGCCUCUAAGCGUCGCGGAAUUGUCAUUGGAUUCGCACAUUGAGUAACGCACGUCAUCACUCGUAACACAUUUCUCUUUAUUCAUGUCGUGGCUUGUGUUUUCACACUUACAAAAUGAAUACGAAGGCAUAAUUAAGGUAUUAAAUUAAAAAAAAAACAGUAAAUAUUCCACGUCUACUCACAGCAUGCGCUUAUUACGUACUAAGAUAAGAUGUGCGUCACGUCUUUGGGUAAUGACAUAAAAUUCUGCGUUCUUUAGUAUGGAAGGGGCCCAUCUAACGAUGCUUGGAAAUGCAUUUCCAAGUAAAUUUUACUUCAUACUAUAAAUUAUUUGAACGCUUACUUAACGUCCGUUAAAAAAACUCUCGUGCGAAUGAGGGCUAAGUGUAUACUUAGCAAAAUGUUUCAAUAAACGUGUUUCCAUAUGACACGCCUCUUGUCACUUCAAAUAACUUAACAAUGCAUUUUUGAUGACAUUUCUUUAAUUUACCCACACAAGCGCCUUUAAACUGUCACUUUACUACGCCGUGGAAAGCUAUACUCCGCGCCACGAAACAAGUCCCGUAGACGCGGCGCUAAUGCCUUAAUGACGCUCAUUGUUAUGUAAUGCUCUGUCAAUUUUAGUUCAAGUUUUAACAGCGGGACUUCUUCCGUGGCGCGGAGUCUAUACCAUAUUUCCGAAAAUAUAAUAACCAUGCCUAUACUAAUUCCUCUUGUACCUAAAAUACCUGUAAAAAUGUUAUUUCAAAGCUCUUUCUAAUAAGACGGGCGGUUUUCCCAGAAAAAUGUUUUUAGUUUUUGAUGAACACCUAACACUGUCAAAUUGAUACCAAAAUUAUUGUAGUACACACGAUCGAAUAAAUAUUUAUUAAAUUGAGUGUUUUCACUUUUACUCAGGUUAGAUUUUAGUUGUUAACCAUCGAUCUCCUAUUAAAAAGUGGAUGCACAAUCAGCGACCAUAAAACGUCCCCACUCAAUGAGUGCCAAACACAACUUCGUGGCACUCAAUUCAAGUAGUCGCAUUUGCAAAUUCAACCUUAAA